Molecule: messenger RNA, 3937 nt
Organism: Hermetia illucens (black soldier fly)
Lineage: Eukaryota; Metazoa; Arthropoda; Insecta; Diptera; Stratiomyidae
Product: E3 ubiquitin-protein ligase TRIM37-like
Exons: 11
Coding region: 453-3701 (1082 amino acids)
Biological process (GO): protein autoubiquitination; negative regulation of centriole replication
Cellular component (GO): aggresome; peroxisome
Molecular function (GO): tumor necrosis factor receptor binding; ubiquitin protein ligase binding; ubiquitin protein ligase activity
Source: RefSeq, a predicted model, not a curated record
GUCCAAUAAAUCAGCUGUUCGUUCGCAUCAAGCUGCUUUGCGCUGCACAAUCACACAUUGGAAAGCUGCUCAAUGGCGGCUGCUCUGCACACAGGAAGCGGGUCUGAAGUGCAGGCGAGUCUAAUCAUACGGUGUGACAGCAAAUCGAGUUCUAGUUCUCAGUAGUCGGUUGGUUUUUCUUAAUCGUUUCGGAUAUUUUGUAUUAAAUUUUAAAUCUGCAGUGUGAUAAUAGAAGCAAGCGUAGCGUUGCAUUGUAGUAGUCAUUUUUUGUGAAAAUAUUCCUCGCGGAACGGUUGAAAAUACGUCGUGAAUCGAUCAAUUGCACAACGAAUUGUGUGCCCAAUUGUCGAGAUUUGUUUUGUCUGUUUUGGUCGGCCCAACGAUUUGCCCUCUAAGGGCAGUUGGUCGCUACAAUAGUUUCGGCCGUGAAUAUUACUGCCAGGCGCUAAGCGAUGACCAGCCGCACAAAUUCGCCGGUUUCGGCCUCGUCGGCGGCUGGUAACAGCACCAACAACACCAUUGUUUCAGAGACCUUAACUGAAAUAUUCAGAUGUUUCAUUUGUAUGGAAAAAUUGCAAGAUGCUCACCUGUGUCCGCACUGUUCGAAAUUGUGCUGCUACCUAUGCAUUUCGCGUUGGAUUACGGAACAGCGACGACAGUGUCCGCAUUGUCGCGCCCCGUUGCGUAUUCACGAAUUGGUCAACUGCCGAUGGUUUGGAGACGUUGCACUUCAAGUCGAAAGCCUACAACAAAUAUGUGCCAAUAUCAAAGCUAGUCGAUUACUCCAGAACAAAGAUCAAGACCAGUGCCCUAUCCAUCAGGAGAAACUAACAGUGUAUUGUUGGUCAUGCAAGAGAUGCAUUUGCUAUCAAUGUGCACUGUGGGGAGGGACACAUUCGGGACAUUCUUUCAAACAAAUUGAACUUAUUUAUGAAUCUCAUAUCACAAAAGCUAAAGAAGAGAUCUCGCAACUCAAAGGACGUCUCAUAGAACUAAUUAACAUUAUACAGGAAGUCGAGCAAAAUGUUGAAAUCGUACGGAAUGCGAAGGACGAAAAAGUACGAGAGAUCCGCAAUGCGGUGGAAUUAAUGAUUGGUCGAUUAGAUUCACAAUUAAAAAUGAAGCUUGUGUCUUUAAUGCGUCACAAAAAUUCGCUAGCGCAAGAGAUCGAACAGUUAGAACAUUUGCUUCAAGAAAUUGAGCAGCAAAUAAAUUCGUAUUCGCGACCACAGUUGAUUGCUAAGUCGCCUGAAUUAAUCAAAAUGAUACAGCAGGUACGUAUGAAACCCAUUACAAACUACGUUACAUCUCCGAUCACGGCGGACUUCAGGAGUGAAAUUUUACCUGAAUAUGACACCGGAAGUUUUACUCUAAUGAACUUCAGUCAAUUGAAACAGAGCGGAAAGGCUGUGUAUUCAGAUCCUUUGGUAAAUUAUGGACUUCAAUGGCGUUUGAAGGUUUAUCCGAAUGGGAACGGAGCAGUUCGAGGCGAGUAUUUAUCAGUUUUUCUUGAACUGACUUACGGCUACCCAGAACCAAGCAAAUAUGAGUACAGAGUGCAGAUGAUCCAUCAAAGCUCAUCGAAAAUAAUUCAACGCGAGUUCGUUUCUGACUUCGAAGUAGGUGAAUGUUGGGGCUACAAUCGCUUCUUCCGGUUAGAUUUGCUUGCAUCGGAAGGAUACCUGAAUACAUUGAAAGACAGCUUAGAACUACGAUUUCAGGUUAGACCGUCUACCUACUUCCAACGAUGCCGUGAUCAGCAGUGGUAUAUCAACCAGCUGCUGCAGAAACAAAACGAAUUAGAAAAUGAAGUGAAAAGAUUACGAACAAAAGCUAACACUGAAGUUGACAGCAACGAAACUGAAAGAGCACUCUCCAGCACUAACUGUACGAAUUUUCCUUUGGAUAAUUCAGAGCUAGUGAAUUUGGGAGCGAAUAAUGACGACGAAAAUGAUGAAGUGCAAAAUUCAAACGAAGAGAAGUCAACAGGAACGGAGACUCACGACGCAGAACAAAACACUGUGGAAACAGACGACCACGGAUUCUCUGGAAUGUUAGAAUCCUUGUGUACCUUAAAUCUAUCAACCCGAGAAGUUGCUAGUGCUGUUGAUGUUGGUUCGAAGAAAAGCGCAGUUAACACUAAAAACGAGGAGUCAUUGCCGCUCGGUAUAUCGUUUUCGUCACCAAAUCUUCUCUCAACGAAUCACCGUCGGUGUGAAUGCACUUCUGAAGUAGACGAUGAUCUCUCAUCACUGUUGCAAGUAACGGAACAUGUACGAAGCGCAAAAAGCGCGACCAGCAGUAUGCGCGAAGAGCAAAAUGCAUUCGAAGAAAAUGAUCUCGAUACGACCACUUCGGAAGAGAAUGAUGCUGAAUAUAUUGAAUUUUCUAUGGCACAAGGUUUACCGCCAUUGCCAGAGAUAAAAACGGAGGACAUCGUGUUUUUGAGUUUAAUGGAAGAUUCAAGCGGUAUGAAUAAAGAAGAGAAAACACCGCCAGCUGUCGUAUCCUCUAGAAACACAUGCCGGCAGCCCAUUACUACUGCAAGUAUUCUAGAAGCGUUAAUGGAGCCGCCAAAACUAUCCUCUAAGCCAGUAUCUGAAUUUUGCAAGGGUGGACGAAGUAAUCACAAUUUUCCGACGACAGAAGGUGGAAUCGCGCGAAAUGCAAGUUCUGGAAAUGGGAUAGUUCUAUCAAAUAAGGAGCCUCCAGCUCGCGUUUCACAGCAGGAUGAUCGUACUUCAUUUGUUCGUCUUCUGGAAAAUAUCACGCUAUCGCCUAAAACUCGCCCAUCUUCCCCGCAAAACAAACAUGAUUUCGAUCUCAACGCAGAGGAUCUAAAUUCGUUUCCGAGUGUCUCGCAAAUAGCACGAGGUUCGUUUAAUGAAAGCUUCUGUGAACACAAUCUUUCGAAAAACCGAUCAUUUAAUGUUAUAUCGCCAAACCGACUAGAGCCACGAAGCCGCAGUUCAACGAAAAUUAGCCAUUCCUCGCUGAGCCCUGUCUCCCACCCAAGCGGAAGGCGGGUGAUAAAUAAAUCUGAUGGAGUUAAAUAUAAAACUAGUUCUACAAGAUGCGAUAUGAAUGACGAUGCGUCGCCUGCAAAGGCGCUGAACUUCUGGACAAACGUGUUUUUCUCCUCACCCUCCUGUGAAUCGCUAUCAAAUGAAGCAACGGCAGCAAAUGAUUUGAACGACCAGAGGCCAACUGCGGCUGCAUUGGUACUGGGUCGAAUACUAAAAAGUAAAGACAGCCCAAAACGCAUAUUUAAUGAUAACAACGAAGAAAUAAUUAUGAAACGAAUCUUUAACGAUAGCAGUGAAGAAUUGAUGGUAAGUCCACUUGGGUCGCCAGAAUUGAUCGGUGCGUCAUCAUUGAGUUAUACUAACCCCGCGACCCCAUUGUCGAAACGAAGUUCUAGUGCUUCGCGCCCGAUGUACUUCUCGUCAUCGAAAACGCAAGGUUCGCAUAGUCGUGCCAAUCAGCCAUCUGAUUACAACAAUCGAUCCGCAAAGCUGAAUAAUCGAGUUCUAAUUUUCGACGAUUGUAUUGAGUACCACCCAAUUGUACGCACGAAUAUGUCACAGGACCCAAGCAGUAGUAAUGGAAUGGGCGAUUGUGCAGAAUCAUUGCCUGCAAGAAAUGUACAAAGUGAGGUACAAAAGAAGGCAAUGUCGGGCGCCAAACGUAAAGAAAGGUAAUGAAAGAAAGCAAGAAAAUUCAUGAAGGACUAGCGGAGAGACCAAAUUCAUCUUGAAGAUAUUGUACUGCGUUUGCCUGUGAUUAUUGAACAGAAAAAGAUUAAUUUACAUUUUCCAAUGCUCAUUUAAAAUUACAAAUUAUUUAUAAUUCACCUGAUACAACUUUCCAUAUCCAUAUUCGUUCAAUUGUGAUGUAUUAUUAAUAAUAUUCAUUGCGUUAAAAUUUCUUAUUAUUA